Molecule: messenger RNA, 1831 nt
Organism: Oncorhynchus tshawytscha (Chinook salmon)
Lineage: Eukaryota; Metazoa; Chordata; Actinopteri; Salmoniformes; Salmonidae
Product: zinc finger protein 271-like
Exons: 2
Coding region: 140-1831 (563 amino acids)
Biological process (GO): regulation of transcription by RNA polymerase II
Molecular function (GO): DNA-binding transcription factor activity, RNA polymerase II-specific; RNA polymerase II cis-regulatory region sequence-specific DNA binding
Source: RefSeq, a predicted model, not a curated record
UGGCGUGAAAGAGGGGGAGGAGAUUACUUUUACAUCGAAAAAGGAGGAGGAAGAAGAGGAGGAACCUGGAUAUCUGGGCCCGGUUUCCCAAACGCAUCUUAAGGCAUCCAAUGGUUCUAACGAUGAAUUUAGCCAUAAGAUGGUUUUGAGAAACCGUUCCCUGAUUAACACUAGAGAGAGAUGUGACUGUCGUGGAUCCUCUGGGGAGCCUCAACAACCUCAUGAUGCUAAAAAGGCAAAGAAGAGUCUCUCCAGAUCAGAACACCUGCAGAGAUCCACAGGGAAGAGACCUCACUGCUGCUCUGACUGUGGGAAGAGAUUCACCUCCUCAGCAGGCAUUACAAUUCAUCAGAAAACACACACAGGAGAGAAACCUUAUAGCUGUGUUCAAUGUGGGAAGAGAUUUGCUGCAUCUCGCACUCUGACUAAACACCAGCGACUACACACAGGAGAGAAACCUUAUAGCUGUGGGCAAUGUGGGAAGAGUUUUGGUAAAUCUAGAGAUCUGACAGUGCACCAGAGAAUACACACAGGAGAGAAACCUUAUAGCUGUGUUCAAUGUGGGAAGAGAUUUGCUACAUCUGGCAAUCUGACUCAACACCAGCGAAUACACACAGGAGAGAAACCUUAUAGUUGUGUUCAAUGUGGGAAGAGAUUUGCUGCAUCUGGCACUCUGACUAAACACCAGCGACUACACACAGGAGAGAAACCUUAUAGCUGUGGGCAAUGUGGGAAGAGUUUUGGUGUAUCUAGCGAUCUGACUAAACACCAGCGACUACACACAGGAGAGAAACCUUAUAAUUGUGUUCAAUGUGGGAAGAGAUUUGCUGCAUCUGGCACUCUGACUCAACACCAGCGAAUACACACAGGAGAGAAACCUUAUAUUUGUGGUCAAUGUGGGAGGAGUUUUGCUGCAUCUAGCCAUCUGACUCUACACCAGAGAACACACACAGGAGAGAAACCUUAUAGCUGUGGUCAAUGUGGGAAGAGUUUUAGUAAAUCUGGAGAUCUGACAGUACACCAGAGAAAACACACAGGAGAGAAACCUUAUAGCUGUGAUCAAUGUGGGAUGAGUUUUACUGCAUCAAGCAAUUUGAUAAGUCACCAGAAAACACACACAGGAGAGAAACCUUAUAGCUGUGUUCAAUGUGGGAAGAGAUUUGCUGCAUCUGGCACUCUGACUAAACACCAGCGACUACACACAGGAGAGAAACCUUAUAGCUGUGGGCAAUGUGGGAAGAGUUUUGGUGUAUCUAGCAAUCUGACAGUGCACCAGAGAAAUCACACAGGAGAGAAACCUUACAGAUGUGAUCAAUGUGGGAUGAGUUUUACUGCAUCUUGCUAUCUGACACGACACCAGAGAACACACACAGGAGAGAAACCUUAUAGCUGUGGUCAAUGUGGGAGGAGUUUUGGUCAAUCUGGAGAUCUGAGAGUGCACCAGAGAACACACACAGGAGAGAAACCUUAUAGCUGUGGUCAAUGUGGGAAGAGUUUUGCUGCAUCUUGCUAUCUGACCCGACACCAGAGAACACACACAGGAGAGAAACCUUAUAGCUGUGAUCAAUGUGGGAUGAGUUUUACUGCAUCAAGCAAUCUGAUAAGUCACCAGAAAACACACACAGGAGAGAAACCUUAUAGCUGUGUUCAAUGUGGGAAGAGAUUUGCUGCAUCUCGCACUCUGACUAAACACCAGCGACUACACACAGGAGAGAAUCCUUAUAGCUGUGUUCAAUAUGGGAAGAGAUUUGCUGCAUCUGGCACUCUGACUAAACACCAGCGACUACACACAGGAGAGAAAUCUUAUAGCUGUGGGCAAUGUGGCAGAUAG